UACUACCAGUACCAGUCGGCGGGCUCGCUGCCCGUGCACAUGCCCACGCACGGCAAGGCACCGGAAAAUCCCUACACUGCCUAUCGCCAUCAUGCUCCCUCCACUUACAGGGAACUGUCCUCCUCUCCACCAGAGAGCAGAAGCAGCGUAUCGUCCGGCGGCGGUCUCUACUCCUCCGUCAAUUCCGCAAGCUACGCCGCGAGCAUUGCCGGCAGCGACUGCGAAUCCUCAUCAAAUGGCGCGUCCAGCGUCGAUCUGCUCGAUUACAUGAACAGCCGGCUGUCGGACGCUUACAAUCCGCUCCCCAUGGAUCGCAACCUUGUCGGCCAAGCGCAAAUUUCCGGACAGUUGAACGCGAAGAACCGCGAGUUGCUUGAGCUGCAGGCCGAGGCGCGCCGACGAUUGAGCAAGACUCGCGCCAGUUUCGCAGAGGGCAUGAAGGCUGCCAAAGAGGUCCAGCGAGAUCUGGAGUGGUCGCAGAAGAAGAUCGCAGCAUUGAACGCCAGAGCAGCGUACAAAUACCCCGAGCAAUACCGUGCUGCUCGCGAACUCUACCCUUCACAAGCGGACUACUAG
Messenger RNA from Dissoconium aciculare CBS 342.82, 576 nucleotides. RefSeq lists its product as uncharacterized. Gene Ontology annotation, biological process: regulation of protein localization; endosome organization. The transcript is spliced from 3 exons. The annotation marks the transcript as partial. The record is from RefSeq and is a predicted model, not a curated record. Lineage: Eukaryota; Fungi; Ascomycota; Dothideomycetes; Mycosphaerellales; Dissoconiaceae. Gene Ontology annotation, cellular component: endosome; BLOC-1 complex.